Molecule: messenger RNA, 5150 nt
Organism: Stegodyphus dumicola
Lineage: Eukaryota; Metazoa; Arthropoda; Arachnida; Araneae; Eresidae
Gene: Cc2d2a
Product: Coiled-coil and C2 domain containing 2A
Biological process (GO): non-motile cilium assembly; protein localization to ciliary transition zone
Cellular component (GO): ciliary transition zone
Source: RefSeq, a predicted model, not a curated record
AUGAGUGCAUGCAAAGUGCGUAAGUGGGUCAGAGACUUCAAUGCUGGCCAUGACAACUUCUAUGAUGAAUCCUGCUCUGGUCUCCCAUCUGUGAUCCCAGACGAUGUGGUGGCUUCAGUUGAAGCAAAAAUUCUUGAUAAUAGAUGUUUCACCAUAAGCACUCUUUCAAAUGAAUUUUCUGAAGUGUCUAAGUCAGUGCUGUACAAGAUUGUUUCUAAGAGAUCCAAGACUUCUCAGGAAAUAAAUAGCUUUGAUUUAGAAGCAAUAGAACCAGACACUGCUUCCGAUAUUUCUUCAAGGACUGAUUCUGUGACUAAAUUACCUAGAUUUCUGCCAGAACUUGGAAAACACCAUUUGUUGAAAGGAACAGAGAAAAAUUCCAUUACUAGUGAAAUUUCAUCUGAUGUGUCUAGUGGUGAACAAUUAAGACCUAUACCUCCCCCAAGAAAAAGCAAGAAAAUUUAUAGUUUAAAAGAAAUAACAUCAUUACAGUCAAAGUCAGAUGAAGAUGUAGUACAAGAAAUCAAUAAUGUAGAAGAAAAUUCAGAAGAUGUUCCUAUUCAGAAAGAGGAAUUAAAUAAACUGUAUGCAGAAUGUCAUCCUAGAGCACAAAGAAGAAAUUUAAUGAAAAGAGAUAUUAAAAAGAGGGAUCAUGUAGCUGAGCCUUUUACUGAAGAAACUACUGAUCCUGCUGAAAAAAAUGAAACUGAUGCUUUUGAUUUUUUCACAUAUAAUGAAGAACCACAUACUGUAUCUUCAGAAGUAACUCCUUCAGAAGCAGUUGAAGAAAUAACUCAAGAGGAGACAGAUUCUGUUGGUCUUAUUAAAAAAGAACUCCAAGAAAAGCUCACAGGUAUAGAUAUCACGAAGCGUGAAGGAGCAUCCUAUAUUCCAUUUCAUAUUAAAAUUGAAAAGGAGAAAAAUUCCUUUUUUCAUCCAUCUUUUAAACCAGUUCCAGUUAAUUUAAAGAUACCAGAAGGUAUGCAGCCAAGAAAUUUGGCCGAUGAAGGUUUUUUUGUUGGGAAAAAACCAUCUGUACCUAAAAGAAAUAUUAAUAAGUUAGAAAAUCGCUUACUUACUCAAAAGGAACUGCAAUGGUUUGGAGAAGAUGGAUGUGUAAAAAUGGCACCUGAUCCUGUGUGUAAGAGUCCAGCUCGUCUAGUGAUUGAGGAAGAAAUGGACACAUUUCCUGCUGUUGAGUAUGUUAAGGCUUCACUCAAUUCAGAUAAAUGGAAACUGAAUGUGAAGAAUGACAAGGGAUAUCAGUUAGAUUUAGAUAUAUCAUCCAUUUCAUUUUUGCAUCAUCCUCUUUUCAGUUCUGAGCAUAUAAUCGAAUCUCGUUUGAUUCAGAUGUGUGAAAAAUAUUCAUGCAAUGAAAAGCUGGAUUUAGUGAACACUCUAAAACAAAAUCUGAAAGCUCUAAGGUCUGCUGCUACUAAUUUGAAGCAGAGUAUGGAAAGAGGGAUGGAAGAAACUGCAAUCAAUAAUGAGAGACUGGCUCGGUUAAAGCAAUAUCAAAAUGACAUCAGGCAAACAAAAAAAAUUAGGGAUGUGAGAGAAGCUGAACAACUGUCUUUGUGGAAGACUAUUUUAAGUACAUGGGAAGAGUUGAAGAAAUGUCGUCAGAAUCAGGGUUUCACAUCAACGUCCUUGAAUCUUAUGAUUAAUGAAGAAAAAUGUGAUGAAGCCGUUGAAAAAGAAGAGUGGGAAAGAGAACUUCUUGAUGAACUAGAGGAAGAAAUGGAAGAUUAUGAAGCUCGCUCUGAAAAAUUAUUUGAAGAGUAUGAAACUGCAAUGAAUAAAUGGAAGCAAUGGAAUAAAGCUCAGAAAUUAGCUAAAAAAAGACAAAAGCUUCGGAGAAAGCUAGAAGAAGAGCCUGAUGUGGAGUAUGAUAGUGAUGUGGGAGAUUUACAGGCUACAAGGUUUGAAGAUGAAAAAAUUUUGUCUGAGCCAGAAAUGGCAAAACCAAAACCUGUUUCAAAAUUCAACUCUGCAAUUACUUUGGAGAAACUAAAGCAUAAUGCUCUUCAAAUGAGGAAAAAGCCAGGUGCUCCUAAACUACAUAUUUCUGUCAAUCAUGAUAUUCCUAUCACACCUUUGAAUCAGUGUCCGAGGCAAGAAGUGCAAAGAAGAAAUGCAGUUUCCAAGAAAAAACUGUACUUCAAGAUUAUGUAUAAUAGCAAAAAAGUAUCUGAAACUUGUGAAAGGAACCUAAAUCAGGAUUUUAAAGCAAUUUGGGGACAAAUUUUUAAGAUUCAAAUUGUACAGUAUCCCCUAAAUCUCAGAAUUGAGAUUUUUGAGAGUGGGACUUUUUCUGGUAGCCACUUAGCAGAGUUAUAUAUUCCUAUUCCAGCUGCUUCUCAAACAGCUUUGAAUGCAAAGCUUAUUGAUCAUCAGUUUAGUUCAGAUAAAGCAGUUCCACCAAAGUAUAAUGCAGUUGGAAGUGGUGUUUCAUACAAAUAUGAAAAUGGAAAUGAAAUGGUUUUAUUAACCAAUGGCAUUUUGAAGUGUUCUCUAGUCUGGGGAGUUUCUGAAGAUGGAACAGUCUUAGUACCUCCAAAAAUUGAACUGUUGCCAAGGGAUGCGGGGAGAAUGACUUCUUUUUCCUAUCUAACAUCUCUAAGGUUCUCUAACAUAGAAAAGUUACACCAGUGGAUUAAAAAUUCAAAUUUGGAUCCUCAUAAUCCUGAAAAUGCUGCUUUAUUUCAUUUAUUCCAAGAUUUAGGACUAGAUGAAGAUAGUGCUGAGGGAAAUUCUGAUGUUUAUAAUUCAGAACCAUUGUUAGGAGAGUUUGAUUUUUGUUCCAUGGAAGAAAUUGAAAAUAACAAGCGUUUCAAACUCCUACAGCUAAGAAAUCAUGAUAUUUCUCAAUUUCGUAACUUAAGAAUGAUUCCUGCUGAUGAGAAGGACCUGAAAGAUGACAUGAUUAAGGCUUUAUACCAGAAACCUGAAGAUGAUGAGAGAAAAAAUGAGGUAGAAAAGGCUCCUCAGAGAGAAAAGGCAAAAAUGCUCAUGCAGAAAGUUCGUGAAGAAGUUGCUGAACGUUUUUAUAUAUCCCAACAUCAAAAAAUGCUUGAAGAUGUUGUUGUUGAAGAAAAAGUUCCCAGCAUUGGAAUGAUAGGUUUUAGCCUCUUGAAACUUCUUCAGACAAAACGCCCUUUGUAUCCUGCAAGAAAAGAACGCAAGAAAGUGAUUUGUGCUAUUGGCAAUAUGAAUGUCAAAAUUAUUAUUAAGAUACUACAUGCCACAAAUGUUCCUGUGAGAAUGGAUGUUAGUCCAUUUGAACAAAAAGAAUCAUCUUCUGAAGAAACAGCAAUUCACAUUGAAAGUCAAGUGCAGCCUUUUGUAGAAGUAAUGUUUCAAAGAGUUGCUGUUAAGACUGGUAUAGCUGAUGGACCUCAUCCAACAUGGAACCAAGAAUUAAUACUUCCAUUUCAGGCAGCUAAUGCUGACUAUAGUCCAACUAGUUUAGAAUCAGUUAAAGAUAUCAUUUAUAUCAACCUUUUUGACGAAGUUGCAGUAGAUCUCUUAGAGGAUGAUAAAGAGAGAAGUACAGUGGUGUAUGAAAGACUGGAAAGACGGUGGCUUGGAAAUUUAAAAAUUCCAUUUACAACUUUGUACUUGAAUUCAAAGAUUGAAGGUAUGUUUAGAAUUAAUGUCCCUCCAGUUCUCCUAAGCUAUCAGAAUGAACCCAGGCCUUGGCUGUCAGGCAUGCCAGGUGUUUCAUCAAAUCAAACAUAUCUUUCAUUUUUUAUGACUAUUGAACCUUGUCUACAGUUACCUGAUGUUUUCAGGGAUCAGUAUGACAGUGGAGAACCAGAAAAAGUGUUAUCUGAAGUAGAAAAAUGGCGUCAAACUGUUAUUCCUCGGUAUCCCGAUCGAAUGAUAAAACUUAUGUCUGUGGAUUUGAGUGGAAAAUGGAUAUUCAUUACUCGAUUUCUGCGUCCACUCGCUCCUCCCGAAGAACUGGUAACUGGCAAUAAGGACUCAAUUGAAACAAUGGAACUUUUGGCUCGAUUUGUCUCCCUGAUUCCUACAGUAUCUGACAGCAUUGCUUUUCCAGGAUUAUGUGAUAUAUGGAGUACAUCUGACCAAUUCCUUCAAAUGUUAACUGGGGAUGAAGAGGAACAUGCCAUUCUUUUGUGCAAUUAUUUCCUUCAUCUUGGGAAAAAAGCAAUGCUGCUGUUAGGGUCUGGAGUCCCAGAAGGACCAACGGCUUAUGUUGCUACUUGGGAGAAAUCAAAAGAUGUGCUUGUGUGGAAUGCUUCAACUGGAGAUCAUUUCAGUGUCAGAGAUAAUUACUGCCCCCUUCAAAGUGUUGGAUGCUUAAUCAGUCCAGAUAAUGUUUGGGCCAAUAUCCAAAAGAAUAAUCAUCCUUCUAGAAUAAAUUUUGAUUUGAAUAAAAGUGGGGAAUGGAAACCAUUUUUUAGUCGUAGCUUUCCGAAUCUUGGACUAAGAAGUAUACAGCCAACUGCUUUAAAUUAUAAUUCUACUGAUCCUGAUUAUGUUAAAAAUCUGGAAGAAGGCAUACGAAAUAAUCUUGAAGAAACCAUUAUGAAAUGGAGAUACAAAACUACAACAUCUUGGAAUAGCAACUGCAAUAAAGUUUUGUACAAAAUAUUAACCAGACUUGAAAGAAAUGCUGGUAGAACAGCUAGUGAUGAUUCCUUGCAAGAAUUAGAACAGAUACUUCGUACGCAUAAAGUGAAUGGAUUUCCUUUGACAAUGCCAUAUACUGACAAUGAUGCUGUUGUGGAAAGUGUCUUUGCUACUGGUGUUCACCAAACAGAAGAUAAAAAUGCUGAAUUUUCUUUAGCUGUAUAUAUCCAUGCAUAUCCUUGCUCAGUUCUGGCUGUAUGGGUAUAUGUUGCCACUUUGAUACGCCGCCGGAAUUCAGAUGACACAGAGUAAGAUCAAAAACUUCAAUAUUUGGUAUAAGAAAACUAAUGAUGAAGAUACACAGUUAAAAAUCUCUCAUAAUUAAUUCAACAAGUUUGAUGUGCCUUGUCUACUGAAUAUAUCAAAACAUCUAAAAUUUUAUAUUUUCUAGUCAUAUACUUCUAUUUAUUUUAGAAAUUUUUCUAUGUGAAUGAAAACUGGGUGUAUUUUUUCAUCUAAAGAGUUUUUAAUAAAAUAAAAAUCCAAUCUGU